Saccostrea echinata is the source of this 3793-nucleotide messenger RNA. Its product is annotated as zinc finger SWIM domain-containing protein 6-like. NCBI's taxonomy places the organism in Eukaryota, Metazoa, Mollusca, Bivalvia, Ostreida, Ostreidae. Gene Ontology annotation, molecular function: zinc ion binding. Gene Ontology annotation, cellular component: Cul2-RING ubiquitin ligase complex. The transcript has 21 exons. Bases 15 to 3671 code for a protein of 1218 amino acids. The record is from RefSeq and is a predicted model, not a curated record.
UCAGAUGUUUCCUCAUGGCAGCGGCGAAGAGACUACGUUCGGAAUUUUCUCCUAAUUGGAAUAGUAAAAAUGCAGGAAAAUCGGGAAAGAGUGGAUCUAGAAAUGGAGCAUGUUAUAAUGUUGAAUCCCUUCUUGACAUAUGUGCAAAAAUUGUGGCUGAAAAUAUCCCGUUUCAAACAGUAGAACAAAGGUUUGACCGCAUUCCUGAGCCCGUUCAGAAUAGGAUUGUGUACUGGUCGUUUCCCCGUAACGAACGGGAUAUUUGCAUGUAUUCAUCUUUUGCAAACUGUGUUAAAGAUGGAGCAGAAAAUCAAAAGUUGCCAUUUCAUCAAGGAGUAAGGUUAUUAGAGAACGGGGCAGUUGACAACGUGUUACAAAUUGGUUUCCACUUGAGUGGGACUGUGAAAGAGCCCUCUAACCCCCUGUAUUCCACAGACCCUGAUGUCCCUUACCAAGUCUCAAUCAGCUUUGACAGGUGCAAAAUUACCUCUGUCAAAUGUGGAUGUGGAAACAAAGAUAUCUUUUGGUGCCAACAUGUGGUGGCGCUGUCCUUAUACCGCAUUAGGAGGGCUGACACUGUUGAACUUCGAGUCCCCAUCUCAGAAACUCUUUUACAAAUGAGUCGAGAACAGCUCCAGAAGUUUGCUCAGUAUCUUAUAGCUGAGCACCAUACAGAUGUCCUGCCAACAUCUCAGAAAAUUGCAGAUGAAAUUCUGUGUGCAAAAUCGGAAAUCAACUUAUUACCAGGUGCUCCUGACCCCACUGCUGGUGCCUCGGUGGAUGAUGACAAUAGCUGGCAUCUUGAUGAAGAUCAGGUCAGAGAAACUGUCCGGUGCUACUUAUCCCAGGGGGGCUAUCUUAACAUGGCCAACCAGCUUACAUUUAUGUUUGCCAAGGUUCGUGAAAUGUUGCGUGCUCGAGAUUCCAAUGGUGCUAGAAUGUUAACUCUGAUUACUGAGCAGUUCCUUGCAGACCCUCGUCUUGUUGUGUGGAAGUCUCAACAACAACCAAUGUCUGACAAGUGCAGACAACUAUGGGACGAAUUAGGUGCAUUAUGGGUGUGUGUGGUGCUGAAUCCCAACUGCUCUAGUAGUGAGCGUUCCUAUUGGCAGAGCCUACUGGACCAGUGGUCCUCCUGUAAUGUGUGUCCUCUAGAGGAUCCAGAUGUCCUCAAUGUUGAUCUCCUCCUCAACAGCAAUGACAGUAGCUCCCCCUUUUCCCGUAAACCACGAACCAUUUUCCAUAGGGCAUUGGAAGCCAGUAAGUUGAAGUGGCAUGACUCUCAUUUAAAACUGAUCCUAAGACAGGACCCUGCUUAUCCAGACUGUCCUAUGUGGCAUGAACACUUCCCAACUGCUUGUGCUCGAGUUGAUGCCUUGCGCUCACAUGGUUAUGUUAAAGAGUCCUUACGACUAGCUGUAGCUAUUGUGCGAUCUCUUAAACAUCAGCAGAGGGUAAAUCAGGAAUGGUGCAGAUGUCAAAAUGAAGAUAUGCCUAGUACAAGCAAAGGCUGUACACACAAGGUCAGGAACAACAUGGAAGGCUGGAUUGGGCAUGCCCUGGACCCUGUAGGUGUUCUGUAUGACAGCCUUACUGAAGCUUCCAUAGACACAGAGGAUACUUCUCAAGCAGAUAGCCUAAGUGGUCGACUGUUUUCUGGUGACAAUCCCAGUUGUAUACCUCCUCGAUAUCACCAUGUUCCCAUCCCAAACAGCAAGGACCGAAGCGAGUCGUAUCUCACCAUGGCUUUAGAAAUAGCCCUAAUUUGUCUUGGUCAGCAAAGACAAAUGCCAUCAGGUUUGUAUGCACAGGAGAAGGCGUGUAAACAGGAGGAAAAGUUGUUAUCACGGUUACAAAGUGUGGAACUGGACACAUCUCUUAUGGAGGUCAUGAGGCGACAAGCUGAUUUACUGCUUAAAGGUGGCAGUGGUUCAGGUUUAGGAGAAGGCAUACAUGCAGAGAGUUACCCUAUGCACACAUUUGCCAAAUUUUUGUUCAACAGUCUACUAACAUAUGACCAGAACUUGGCCUAUCGAGUUGGACUACGUGCCAUGAGAUUACCAGUGUUGGAGGACACAGAAGAUGUUGAUGAUGGAAUUAACAAUAUUGGCUCAGCCAUGCUGAGUCGUUUCCCACGCUGGUUCAUUCUUGGUCACAUUGAGGGACAACAGUGUGAACUGGCAUGUACCCUACUGGCUGCAGCGAAAGAAGAUAUUGGUAGAUUGAAAACCGUAUUAGAGGUGGCACAGAAACAUAUUCAUAGUUCAUCUCAGUUGUUCAAGCUUGCACAAGAUGUCUUCAAAAUAGCCACCCCAGCAGAUGCUCCUAAACACAUGCCUGCCUUGAAUGCUGCAUUUGAACUUGGACUACAAGUGAUGAGGAUGACACUUAUGACAAUGAAUUGGAGGAGGAGGGAAAUGGUUCGAUGGCUGGUGACUUGUGCCAUGGAGGUUGGCAUCAAGGCUCUCAUCUCAAUAAUGCUAAACUGGUUCCAGCUCUUUCAACCCAUAGAGGCAACUAGUAUGGUUGCUACUAACAUUAUGUCUCGCAGCACCAUGAUGCAGUUAAAUGUUAAUUUCCAUCAACAGGAAGAGCUGGCCAAUCAUGCAAGAAAACUUGCACUCCAAUGUGCCACCAAAGAUCCGCAAAACUGCGCACUUUGUGCCCUGACACUCUGUGAAAAAGAUCCAAUUGCCUUUGAAACUGCCUAUCAAAUAGUCAUUGAUGCAGCUGCUCACAUCAUGAAUUCCAGCCAAUUGUUCAACAUCGCCCGGUACAUGGAACACAGGGGUUACCCCAAUCGAGCAUACAAGCUAGCAUUGCUGGCCAUGAAAAAUCUCAAACUGUCUUAUAAUCAUGAUACUCACCCAGCAAUCAAUGACAUUCACUGGGCCUGUGCACUCAGCCACAAUCUGGGAAAGAAUGAACUUUCAAACAUGAUUCCAUUGUUGACAGAUAACGUUCACUGUGCCAAUGUGUUAUCAGACGUACUAAGACGGUGUACACUGACUGCCCCAGGGCUAGGGAGCACUGAUGGCAAACGCCGUGCAAUAAAACACUUGACGAGCUAUGCAUUAAUGUCACAGUGGAUGCUGCAGUUAGGAAAGAAAUCAUUGAGUCCGAUGGAGGGGUAUGUUUCACAACCUGAUUUUCCAGCCAAACACAGUGCAGGAAAUGUUUAUGGCAGAAGAUCCAGAAUGAUCAAUUCAGAUGGUGCACCUAGUCCCUACAAUCCAGAUGCGGCCCAGCUAGCAGCGAUGGACGAAUCUAUCCCUCCACAUCUACGCUAUUCCACAAACAAUGGAUAUGACGAUUUCCACAAAUCUUACCAGCAAAUCAGUCAGCAGUUUCCCAACAAGCAUUUUCCAGUUUUUGGUCCUCCAAAACUAAGACAGGGGCGAGCAGGUGGAUCUUGGCGACACGUUAAGGAAGUGCUGCAAGCCGGAGGGCGUCGUAUUGUGUUUGUUGAUGGUCAAGUUGCUUACGAAGAUAGCAUAAAGAUCGAUGAUGUGCCCGGGGGGCAUUUAAUGAAACCGGAAGGCCGUCAAAGACGACCUCUAAGUAGAAGUCUGUCCGUGUCACAAAACCGAGAUGGCAGACCAGAUGCAUCAAUACACGGUCUUGAAAAGAAGAAAGGAUUGGAACAAGUUAAUUGGGCCAUGAUUCGAUAAGCAGUAUUAUAUUGAACAAUAGACUAUUUCUUAUGACACUGUUGUAUUACCACUACCAGUAUUAAACAUUGUUUAUUGAUUUUUUUUUUCAUUUAUAUUUGUACAUACUUAAAUAAAAUUAU